AUGUCGUCGACCUUCAAGCCGCCGGAGAAGAUGCGAGCCGUCGUGCUCAAGGGCGACUACCACGUACGUACCCAUCCCCCUCUACCACUCCUCCCAACACCCAUACUGAUCCGGAUCCGGACGAGUAGGUGGAAGUCGAAGAUCGCCCGUACCCGAAGCUCCAGAAAGACACCGACGCCGUCCUCAAAGUCUCCUCCACCGCCCUCUGCGGCUCCGACCUGCACUUCUACCGAGGCCACCUGAAAUGCCCACCCAACUUCAUCUGCGGGCACGAGUUUGUGGGCGAGAUUGUGGAAAAGGGCAGUGCGGUGAAGAAGUUCCACCUCGGCGACAAGGUACACACCCCCAAGAGCAAGUCACCACAUACCAAUCAGGCCUGACACGACAUCCAGGUCGUCGUCCCCUUCUACACCGCCUGCGGAGAAUGCUACUACUGCGUCCGCGGCCAGGCCUCGCGCUGCGCCAAAGGCGAACUCUUCGGCAACUCCGCCCCAGCCAACACCAUCGACGGCGGCCAGGCGGAAUACGUCCGCUGCCCGCUCGCCGACUCCACCUUCGUCCACACCCCCAACGGCAUCCCCGAGGAGAUGCUCGUCCUCAUGGCCGACAUCUUCCCCACCGGCUACUUCGCCGCCGCACGCUUCCUCAAAGACUUGCCCGCGCGAGAUCGCAAAGAAUAUACCGUAGUCUGUGUCGGAUGUGGACCGGUGGGCAUAUGUGCCAUUACGUGUGCGCUGACCAUGGUGGAUACCGUGUAUGCGAUUGAUUCGGUGCCGGAGAGGUUGGAGCAAGCCAAGGCCCUGGGUGCUAUCCCAAUACAUCUCAACGAUGAUCCUGUGGCCAAGAUCAAACAGGCGACAGACGGUCGUGGCGCCGACGUCGUCAUUGAGGGCGUAGGCCACGCAGACGCAUGGAAUAUGGCCUUUGACAUGAUUCGUCCCUGGGGAGCAAUCUCCUCCAUUGGCGUGCAGUACGUCUCCUCCCUUCACCUUCUCCCGCACAGUCACACCUUCUCCCUCACAGCCACUGCCCUCCACCCUCUCCCUCACAAUCACUGCCCCCACCUCCUCCCUCACAAUCACUGAUCCGCUGCUUCCAGCACCGAAAAGUGGGAAGUCAACGGCCUCCUCCUAUACGGCAAAAACGUCACCAUGUCCUUCGGUCGCUGUCCCGUACGUUCCAUCUUCGAGCCCGCCCUGGCUCUGCUCGUGCAAGAGCAGAAGAAAGUCGCCUUUCUGUGCGGCAAGACCAUGCCGCUGGAGGAAGCGCCGCAGGCCUACAGGGAUUUCGAACAGCGCAAGGCGCAUAAGAUUGUUUUUAAAAUGGGCGAUCGCGGGAGUGUGGAGGAGAAGGAGAUUCAGGCUGCGGCUUGA
Molecule: messenger RNA, 1373 nt
Organism: Lecanosticta acicola
Lineage: Eukaryota; Fungi; Ascomycota; Dothideomycetes; Mycosphaerellales; Mycosphaerellaceae
Source: the annotation of a GenBank genome assembly